Messenger RNA from Huiozyma naganishii CBS 8797, 1065 nucleotides. It is a transcript of the gene PRP45, whose product is annotated as mRNA splicing protein PRP45. The coding region runs from base 1 to 1065 and encodes 354 amino acids. Gene Ontology annotation, biological process: mRNA splicing, via spliceosome. The record is from RefSeq and is a predicted model, not a curated record. Gene Ontology annotation, cellular component: spliceosomal complex. Lineage: Eukaryota; Fungi; Ascomycota; Saccharomycetes; Saccharomycetales; Saccharomycetaceae. The transcript has a single exon.
AUGUCUUUCAGCUCGUUGCUACCUGCUCCUGUACACUCUGGUAAGACCGGUUCCAAUGCCAGUGGGGAACUGCUUGUGAAUGCGCUCGUUGACGAUGGAGAUGCGGUUGCUAGUGACCAGUACAGCGCGAUGGUGUCGCGGGUGACCUUGCACGACUUCAUACCUCUACGACAGAGGGAUUUUAACAUGGCUAUUCCGUUGCCCAGCGAGAGUGAAGUGGCACGGACGGCUAAGAAAACGUGGUCUCACUUCCAGUCUCUCAUUGGUGAAGUGGAGCAAAAGUCCGCUGGCGGGCGCACUGAGGACGAGCUUGUCGUUCUCCCUGGGGGGAAACGGUUACAUAUUGUCACUGCUCAGCAUGACCCGUUGCAACCGAAGAAGGCGAGCCGGAGCAAGAAGUCGUACGCUCCCUCGAACGAGGAUGAACCCAUCCAGCCGAUCCUACAUACCACCUCUGCUGGUGAUAAUCCCAGUCCCCCCGUGGAUAAGCGUGCGUGGCAGAUCCCCAGUUUCGUGUCGCAGUGGAAGAACCCGAAGGGGUACACCACUGCGUUGCGCGGGGCCGGGAGUGUUGUUGCAGGUAACAGCGGCGGUGAGGUGACCGAUGGGUUUGUUGCCCUGGCGGAUGCACUUGAGGCAGCUGACCGGGAGGCCCGUGUACGGUUGCAAUUGAAGCGGGAGGCUAAAGUUGUUGAACUGAACCGUGCCGUACGAGAGAGAGAACAGAAAUUGAACAAGAUCAUGAAGAGCGUGCCCCGCCGGGGGGUACCUCUCCAUGAGAGGGAUGUCUCUGAACGGAUUGCGUUAGACACGGGGCCACGCCCGACAGCGAACCGCAGCCAUGAAGGUGUUGCGUACGACUCACGUUUAUUCACGAAGGGAGCCACGACGCAGCGUCAAACGGAGAGUCUUUACGAUAACCCUCUGUUUGUGCAGCAAGAUAUCGACAGUAUAUACCGUCCUCGUAAGACUGGUCGCGGCGAGGCCACUGAGGAUGAGUCCCUGGGGACAGGACCCAUAGAGUUUACACCUGCUGAAGAGCAGAACGGCGACUCUGAGAGGUAA